This is a messenger RNA of Pelagomonas calceolata, 2068 nucleotides long. The record is from the annotation of a GenBank genome assembly. NCBI's taxonomy places the organism in Eukaryota, Pelagophyceae, Pelagomonadales, Pelagomonadaceae.
CCCCCUGUGUCUAUCCUUGUAGCCUCGCGGCCUGAACUUAGGCUGAAGCAAACGUCGUGUAGGUUUGGAGGCCCUUGGCGCCGUAUCCAAGCUCGCAACAGUAAAACACAAGUUCGUAAAAAGAAACCCUAGUGGCGUGCCAAUCGCACACACAGCCUUGCAAUGCCCCUUGCAGGCGAUUCGGUUGUCCUCCUAACUGCGGGCGGCGGUUAUGUAUUUGCCGAUUGUAAAACUGGGAUUAAGCUACGAAUUAGCAAAGCAAACUGUAAGGCCGACUCACUAAUCUCAUCGCAGUAUGGUGCUUUGUUCGCAGUGGCAGCCGAGGGGAAGCUCAUGCCAGCGAGCCGCAACAUUCUGGAUCCAUGCGCAUUAUUAGCGGGAAAUCGCAGGAUGAGUAGCAUGCAUUCGGGAAGUAACGAUAAUCGUUACCUGAAUGAUGACAACAAAGCUCAAAUCGUGAAUCCGAUGACCCUCCAGGCGAUGAAAACGAGAGGUGACUCUGGUCUGGCAAUAAUUGAGGCUCUUGCCUUCGGGAGUUCAACAUGGGGUGUAAAGACCAAAUACUCCAAAACGAAGUGGCUUAAGCGCAAGGCAAAGAAGUACAUGCCUUGGGUGCAGGUUUUAGAACCUACUGCCUUUGUCCUCGCCGAAGCUUACUUUACACGGAUGACCAAGCACAAAGAGGCCGUCAGACCGGACGUAAUUGCACAACUUGUAGCUCGAAGUAAUACGAGGCCUGGAAGUCGUGUUGUUGUGAUGGACACAUUCCAUGGCGUUGUACUAAGUGCGGUCGCAGAGUUGGUGGGUCCACAGGGCAAAACCAUAUUUUCCCCUAGCGACUUACAAGCUCCAAUGAAAACUGUUUCAAAAGCAGACGUACACUCUAUGGGCCAAAGAGCGUCACUUCCCAAAGUUAUUAAUUUGAAAACACGUAACGCUGAGGCCGCUGAUGUAAUUCAGAAUUGCGAGAUAGCCCCACGAUUGCAGCAUUUCCGCAGCAAGGUGGAUGCUCUGGUUGCCACCGAGCGAAUUUCCAUCUUUAUUUUUGACUCUGAGUCCUAAGGGGGGUUCUCAUGUAUCUAUCCUUAGGUUCUUGCCUCUAGACACGAGCCUCUUAGCAUCCUUAAAACCCUACUUCCUCUGCUUCGUGUUGGCGGCUCAUUCGUGAUUUAUUCGGAGCACGUCGAACCACUCACACGUGUGUUUAUUUGGCUUAGGGUAUCUAAAGCUGCCGUUAAUUUAAGACUCACGGAAGUUUGGCAAAGGGAGUUCCAAGUUUUAACAAGCUGCUCUCAUCCAGCCAUGACCACGUCCGGAAAUGCAGGAUACAUUCUUUCGGCCAUGAAGAUACCCGAGCGAGUGUAGCUCCGGCCUCUCACUUCGUAAGGCUGUGCGCGCACAUACGCGUCCUUCCUCUCUCCCGCACGCCCUGGGUCUACCGAGGCGGACACGAUGCACUACGUGUAGAAAUUGGCAGUUACUAGUAGGCGACGGCGAGAGAUCAUGACGUGACAUGACGCGUGAGGAACUUACAAGCACCACUUUCAUUGCCGCCGCGACCUGCAUUCGCCAAAAUAUUCGCCAAAAUGGUUUAAGAGAAGCGUCCGUUCGGGUUCAAGAUCUCGAAGGAUAACAUAUCCCGUCGGCGGUCCUUUGGGGGAGAAUCCUGACUUGAGUAGCCAAUUUUUAGGUCCGAUUCCAAGUUGCCCUUUAGCUCAAAUUAGAAUGAAUUAGCCUGCGACGCUUAAGACUCCUUGGAGACUUCGAAAUUCAUAGGCGGGUUAACCCGCGCAAUUGUCGACGUUGCGGUAUUUGGCGCAAUGAGCGUACAGCCAAGCGCCGACCAAUGGCGGGAAAAUUUUGCUGAGGCGCAGGUUCCGUAUGCUAAAAUAAUGGGCUGCGCGAAGUUUUGUACCGUGCAGGCAGCCUCGCGCUGAGAAAGCAGCUGCGACGCGGUGCGAUGGUCCGACAUAAAACCCGCCCGGAACGCAAUCGCUCCAACAGACUGGAGAAAUCGGCCUCUAAUUCUUCACUCAUUAUUUCCUGUCGUUAAAUAUCCAUCUUUAAA